This is a messenger RNA of Theileria annulata, 504 nucleotides long. RefSeq lists its product as uncharacterized. Lineage: Eukaryota; Apicomplexa; Aconoidasida; Piroplasmida; Theileriidae. The record is from RefSeq and is a predicted model, not a curated record. The coding region runs from base 1 to 504 and encodes 167 amino acids. The transcript has a single exon.
AUGAACGAAAUAAGCAGCGACGAUGAAAUAGAACUGACGUCGUCUUUGAAUCCGGACGGACCUUCGUUGGGAGUCUCCAGGAAAGAUUUGAGUGAAAUAGUGGAGAAGCUGGAGGAGAUAAAUAAGUUUGAUAAUAAAGUACAAAGCACUGUAAACACUCUGGAAGAUUGCAUAACAAACUCUACACUAAGCAUCUAUGACCUUAUAGAGAAUAAUAAUAAAAUACUAGAGAAAAAAGAGGAUAGUCUUAACACCACAUCCACCAAUAACACCGUUACUUUGGAAAGUAAGGAGAAAAAACUCACAAUUGGCAUAUCCUACGGCGACAUAAAGCUGAACAUCGACAAUGUAAAUGUAAAAAUAAAAUCGCACAAAAAAGAGAAAACUACCACUGAAGCGAACUCAUCUAUUGCAGAUGAUUUGCACAACGGUUUCGCUGCUGUUACUAAGUAUCAAAUGAUUUUAUUAAUAUUAUUAGUGGUGUUAAAUGUAUUCCGCAAGUAG